Messenger RNA from Onthophagus taurus, 4104 nucleotides. RefSeq lists its product as uncharacterized. NCBI's taxonomy places the organism in Eukaryota, Metazoa, Arthropoda, Insecta, Coleoptera, Scarabaeidae. The record is from RefSeq and is a predicted model, not a curated record.
AACUUCAUUCCUUUCCAUCUUGGAGCCGGUUUUUAUUAUUUCCUUCAAAUUUGUCUUAAUCACGUUAUUUCCCAUUUAUAGCAUUAUUGAAAUAAAAUACAACGAAAUGGAUGACAUUAAAAGUAAAGCUGCAGAGACAGAGGCACUUAUAUCAAGCGUUCUAACCUCAAAUCCACUUCGGAUGACCAUCAGAGAUUUAGACCGACAAUUUAAGGAGUUAAAUGGAUAUCGAAUCCCGUUUAGUGAAUUAGGAUAUUGCAGUCUUGAGUCGUAUUUGCACUCAAUACCACAUUGUUUAACAGUUAAUGGUAGAGGUUAUGAUGCUGAGCUUUGCUUAAUGAUAAGUCAAAAAUCUGCGCACAUAGACAGUUUAAUUCGUAAACAAAGACCUCCAAAAAGAAAGCCAAGAUUAUCAAUUCAAAAUCCUCGGGUUAAUUUUAGUAAUCAUCAGCCCAUUUUUACUUAUCAAAGUCCACAAAUUCAAAAAUCAGUUCCAUUUGUUCAAAGGAGACGUUCGGAAGAAUUUCAUUUAAGAAAAACCCCAGAUAAUAAUAUUCAAAAUGUCCCAUCAACACUACAAAAUAAUAUCACACCAAAUAUACAACAUAUUCCUAGUUUGUUAAAUCAAAGUCUACGGCAACCUCACAAAAUAUUUGAAAAUGUUCCAUCAACAUCUCAAAAUAAUCAAAAUCCUUCAAUGGUUGAAGAAAAAAUUUCCAAUGCAGUUAACCCAAUUUCUUUAACAUCUAGAGGUGUAAUACCAAAAAGUUACAAUAACAAAAACAACUCUACAACAUUAAAGAAGAAUGUGCCAUAUUACAUUCAGAAUCGAUUAAAAGAAUUAAUUAGUAAUCAUCCCGAAGGUUUACAUAGUAGUAAAUUAAUUGAACUAUAUAAAAAAAAAUUUAAGCACAACUUAAAUUAUAGCAAUUAUGGCUACAAAUCGAUUACACAUUUUUGUUUAGAUUUUAAAACAAUUUUUGCUUUUAAACCUUUAGUAGGUGCAAAUCUUCAAAUUUAUGAUAAAGACUUAAAUUUAAAACUUGAACAUGGACCCGAAAAGGAUGAAAAAGACAUUGAAGAAAAACAAUUUGACGAUAUUAAUUGGGAGAAGACACAUCAAAAUAAAGAUCCACCAUUACCUGAUGGUAUUGAGGAUGUUCUGCUAGAGUUCCACAUGAAACAAUUAUUAAGUGAUGUUGUAUAUGAUGCAAAUAUAAUUCGACAAUGGAUUGAAACCGACGUUUCAUUGCAAGAUUUUAUUGAUAUUGAAGUAGCGGAAGUUUAUGAUCCAAGCAAAUUUUGGAUACAUCUUCGACAACAUUCAGAUAAUCUUAAUCGGCUUAUGGAUAAUAUGCAGAUAUUUUAUCGCGCUAAUAAAGAUAAAUAUUACAUUCCAUAUUACGCGAUACGUGAAGGGAUGUACCUCGCGAGCAUCUUUGAUGGGGAAUAUCAUCGCGCUAAAGUUGUUGAUUGCUCAAAGAAAAUGGAUGGUGACAUAAAAGUGUUUUACGUUGAUUAUGGGACGAUUGCUGUUGUUCGAGUUAAAACUGUUUGUUAUUUGACUGUGGAUUUUGUUAAUUUCCCCGCACAAGCGAUUAGGGCUAGAUUAUAUGGGAUACAACCCACUGUUAAGGAUGAAUUGUGGCCUCAACAAGCGUCCAGCAGGUUUUUGCAGUUAGUUCGCCACAAAAGUUUAGUUGCACAGAUUUACGACAUAGACGAAAAUGAUAUGAUUCUUGAUUUAAUUGUCGUGGAUACAUCAACGCCUGGCCGUGACCUUUUCAUAAAUGACCUCUUAAUCCAGGAACAAUUAGCAACAUUUUUCAAUGAGGAACCCAACGAAAAAUCAUCGAACGAUUGCACACCAACUGUACCCAAUGUUUAUUUAUAUCCGACGCAUGAAGAAUUCGAAACGGGUACAACUUUAACUUAUACUGCCAUGUUACACCUUCAGGCAUGCAAUUUUAGUUAUGACAGAAUAUUUCCGAAGUAUUUUAAGAAGAUUGAGAAUGUUGAAUCUAAAACUGAAGAUAGCAAUUCAAGUGAUGACGAAAUUAUUAAUGGGAAUAAUUUAGAAAUUGUUGAAAAGGAUUCAGAAAGUGUUAAAAAUGAUUCAGAAAAUAAUACAGAAAUUAUUGAAAAUGAAUUAAUUGCCCCAUCAAUUGGAAGUGUUCCUGAACAUUUCAUUAGUACUUUGGAAAAUAGAAAUUCGUUAAGACCACCACCUGGUUUUCGCAAUUUGCCUCAAAAUAGCUUUGGUGUUGAUCCUAACCUAACUUAUUUAAUGUUUCUUUCCACUAUGCAUGCUUGUAAGAUGAUGAAUUCGACAUAUAAUUAUUAUUAUCCCUAUCAACCUGAAAUACCUCAUCAACCUUUUUAUCACAAUUAUAUUCCACCACAUCUAAAUCAACCACCAAUGAUGAUGCCACCUUUAAAUUAUUAUAAUCCACCAUACCCUAUUGAUCAUAUGAAUUCACAACAACCUCAACAUUUUAACUUUUAUCCACCAAAUUAUCAACAGUAUCACAACGUUGUUAAUUAUAAUUGUUCACCAAAUAUUAAAUCUGAAAAUUCGUCUCAUUUAUGUGAAUCUGUUAUAAAUCGACCAAAAGAAAAUGUCAAUAUAAGAAAGUUCGAAUACAAAAAUGAUGAAAUUAAGAUAACACCUGAAAUAGGAGGUGAAAGAGAUAGAAGUGAAAAUUCUGAGAUUAGAUAUGAUAAAAUAGAUAAUUUGGUUGAAAAAGAACCUGAAAAGAAUGUAAAUCUUAAUAUGAUACCUGAAAUAGGAGGUGAAAGAGAUAGAAGUGAAAAUUCUGAGUUUGGGUAUGAUAAGAUAGAUAAUUUGGUUGAAAAAGAACCUGAAAAGAAUGUAAAUCUUAAUAUGAUACCUGAAAUAGGAGGUGAAAGGGAUAGAAGUGAAAAUCCUCAGUCACCUGAAAAGAAUUUAAAUCUUAAUAAAAACAAAAAAAGCAAAGAGGCUGUAAAUUCUUUUAAUUCAUCAGAAUUGAAAGUUAAAGAUUCAAAUGAAAGUAAAACACCAAAAGAAGUUGAAGAAAAUAAAACUUCUAAAAAUUUAGAUCUUGAAGCUUCAAAUAAUGUAGUUGUCCAAACCAUAAAGGUCGAAGAAAACGAAAAAAAUUUGAUUGAAAAUUCUUGUGUAGAACAAAUUACAAAUUCUUUCAAAUCAAUGGAAUCCAAUCUUAAAGAUGUGAAUCAACAAAACGAGAAUAAACGAAAUUUAAACGAUGAGGAUGAUAAUGAAAAAAAUUUGACAGAAAUGAUUCCAGAAAAGAAUUCAACAGAAUCUAAUUUUGAUGAUUUAAAUCAAAACACCAUAACGAAAUCAUCCAAUAAUGAAAUUGACGAAAAGAUGAUUGAAAGUCCCAUUAAGAGUUUAAAUAUUUUAAAUGCAACUAAUGAUGAAUAUCAAUCAGCAUUAGAAAAUGAAAUAAAAAUUACUUUUCAUGAUUUUGGAUCGGCAUCUUUACACAUCGUCACUGAUAGCGAUGAUAAAUAUUUGAUACUUCAAGAAUUUCGAAAAGAACUUUUAAAUUCGUUUCCUCUUGAAAUAGUUCGGCGCGCGAUCGCGACUGCUCCCGUUUUAAUUAAUAUAGACAAUAUUUUGUUGGAUGAAAUCCCCUCUGAUUUAAAAGCUGAUAUGUUAACCAAUAACAUAAUUACAAGCAGCUGUAAUAAAAUCGAUAUUUUUCCUGUUAAUCAAAUAAGAGAGGUGUUUAGGGCUAUAUAUGGAAACGUUUCGAUAAAGCCAGAACAUGAUAUUUUUCUUAAAGAAAUUGACUGUUAUUUUACAAAUAACAAUGAUGGAUCUGAUUAAAUUGGUUUCAAUAUUAAAUACUUUAAUAAGAAUCUUUAAUUUAGUUUUAAGUUGUAUUAAAACAAAUUGUUAAAACAAAAUAUUCUUUUGUGUUUGUGUUACCAAUUUGAGUAAGGCUAUAAGUAUUCUUUUAAUCGUUAAAUGUUUGUUAUGAAUGAGUUUUUAUUUUUUUUUAUAGGUUUUACUUUAGUUUCCCGUUAAUAUGCGGUAGGCACUUUUUUUAUUUGCAUUGUGAUUCUUUUUAUAUUAAAUUAAAAAUGAAAAUA